ACGAGUAUGAUCUAAUUCUGAACUCAGAUAUAAAUAGCAAUCAUUAUCAUCAAUGGUUUUACUUUGAAGUCAGUGGAAUGAAAACAGGCAUUGGUUACCGGUUUAACAUCAUCAACUGUGAAAAGUCAAACAGUCAGUUUAACUACGGUAUGCAGCCACUUAUGUAUUCUGUUCAGGAAGCACUAAAUUCUCGACCCUCUUGGACUCGUGUUGGGGCAGAUAUUUGUUACUAUAAGAAUCAUUUUUCAAGAAGUUCGAUUGCUGCUGGGGGUCAGAAAGGAAAAUCUUAUUACACAAUUACAUUUACAGUGACUUUUCAACAUAAAGAUGAUGUCUGCUACUUUGCUUACCAUUAUCCAUAUACGUAUUCAACACUGAAGAUGCAUCUUCAGAAGUUGGAAUCUAUGCACAACCCUCAACAGAUAUAUUUUCGACAAGAUGCUCUCUGUGAGACUCUGGCUGGCAACACGUGUCCUGUAGUCACUAUUACAGCCAUGCCAGAAUCGAAUUACUAUGAACAUAUCUGUCAAUUCAGGAAUCGUCCUUAUAUUUUCCUAUCUGCUCGCGUACAUCCUGGAGAAACUAACUCAAGCUGGGUUAUGAAAGGAACACUGGAGUAUCUUAUGAGUAAUAACCCAAGUGCCCAAAGUUUGCGAGAAUCUUACAUUUUCAAAAUUAUUCCCAUGCUCAAUCCAGAUGGUGUCAUCAAUGGGAACCACCGUUGCUCUUUAAGUGGAGAAGAUUUAAACAGACAGUGGCAAAAUCCAAAUCCAGAUCUGCAUCCCACAAUUUACCAUGCUAAAGGCUUACUGCAAUAUCUGGCUGCUAUAAAGCGUUUACCUCUGGUUUACUGCGAUUAUCAUGGUCACUCUCGUAAAAAGAAUGUAUUCAUGUAUGGCUGCAGCAUCAAAGAGACAAUGUGGCACACAAAUGUUAACACUACCUCUUGUGAUCUAAUGGAAGACCCUGGUUACAGAGUACUCCCAAAAAUCUUGAGUCAAACUGCCCCAGCGUUCUGUAUGGGCAGCUGCAGCUUUGUAGUGGAAAAGUCCAAGGAGUCAACAGCACGAGUUGUUGUCUGGAGGGAGAUAGGAGUACAGAGGAGCUACACAAUGGAAAGCACAUUAUGUGGAUGUGACCAGGGCAAAUAUAAGGUUUCUGUACCAUAUGACUGGAGGAUGGCAAUUUAUAGAAUAGUGCAUUGCAUUGCUUUAGUUUUCUUGCUAUUAAAAAGCACUUUGUUUAUGAAAACUACUGAUAAAAAAGAAGCCGCAAGAAAAGUUAAGUCAGGCUUUCCAUUUAUUAAGUUUGCAAUUGUUCAAAACAGAAGUACAUGAAUAAUGUUUAGAAUCUACCAAUUAGUAAUACAAUUCUUUUGAACCUUGCAUUUUAUAGUAUAGCGUCAAUGUGGCAAUGUGCAAAGCUUGUGUGUGUGUGCCUGUUCUAGCUUUUAGGAAAAAAAUAUGCCCUGUUCUUCAUACAUUCUCGUGCUGGACAGCUUAGCUUGCCACUGGUUCCUGGUUCUUCUGCUCUUGUGCUUAUUUUGUCAAAGCAUCUUUUUAACUACCUUUUUUCUUGAGAGGAUUAGAAGAUACAAACUAAACUCUUAAAAUUCUCCUGAGAUGAAGAAGAUGCAGAGGAAAGACUGAGUGAGACUGUGACAUUUAAUCUGCUAUCAUAUAAAUGGUUCAGUACUGACUAAUUCUGUAAUUGUUGAUGGCCACUCUGUAGUAUCAUUCUCUUUUCAUAAAACAGUAGAUUUCAGAGGUACUCUUCCUUACAUAAUGCACAGCUCGCCAAAUUAAAUGUAUAUAAUAUGAUGGGAGACUUUAUCACUUAUGUAAUAUUGGAGAAUAAUACAUGAAUUCUACUUCUUAGUUUGUCUCUCCCCAGGUACAGGACUGACUAUCUCAUUCAAGUUAGAAAUAAACAAUGACUUUUGAUACUUCUUUUAUGUAUUUAUGUUUUUAGUUACCAAAUGUGUGGGUAAAUUCUUUCAAAAUUAACAUAUGUAAUCCCUAGUUUAUAGGAGGAGAAGAGAGACUUGUUCAUAUCGAAGAGUAAUAGUAUUGUUUUAAAUUGUCCAAUUUGUUUCUUAGAACAUAUUGAUGAAAUUGCUCAUAGGAUGCGGUAUGAAUUUAUUGAUUUUAAAGGACUUUGUGAAGAAUCUUGUAUUUAACAUCUUAGUAUUUGAAAAUGUUUUUAAAAAUUCUGUCUCAGGUUUUAUAAAUAAUGUAGACUUGGACAUGAUCUCUGAUCUCUUCUGUUAGUGCUGGGUAGAGUUCUAUGAAUAUUGAUGUGCUAGAAACGUUAAGCAGGAAGUUCUGAAGAAAUCUGGAGGUGUCCAGAAAUGGCUGUUCUCCCUUAGGAGACUCAAUUUGUUAUCCUUUGUUCUAUUUAUUUCUUGCUAAGUGUUUAUACUGCGGUUCUUAAAUGUAUUGUAAAUAGUAAUUUUGCUGUAUGUGUGCGUCCAUCAUCAGGUACCUAUUUUUAAAUCUUAUUUUU
This is a messenger RNA of Meleagris gallopavo (turkey), 2505 nucleotides long. The record is from RefSeq and is a predicted model, not a curated record. Lineage: Eukaryota; Metazoa; Chordata; Aves; Galliformes; Phasianidae.